ACGCAUCUUGUAUAACAAUGUCCAGUCACCAGUGAUACAAAAAAGGGGAUUAGGAAUCUCAGCGUAGUGCAUUAGUGCAGCUCCGGUUAGAUCCCGGAGAAGUGCUGCUCGGAGAUGGGCGGUGGUGGUUGUAGGAGUAGUAGCAGACAGCCACAAGUGGUUCCUGUUCUAUACUUAGUCCUCUCUUUACUACCGCUCAUACUCGCCUCGGCAUACGCAGUAGCAAACCAAGACGACUGCAACGUUUCAAACUGCAAGCAUCAUGGCCCUGACAUCCGAUUCCCCUUCAGGCUAAAAGAAGACCGGCAGCACAGUCGGUGUGGCUAUGCUGGGCUCGAGCUAUCAUGUACAGAGAAGAAAGAAACCAAACUGGAGCUACCAUUUUCGGGUGCCUUCCUUGUAAAAGCCAUAGAUUACAGAUCCCAACUGAUGGAAACCUAUGACCCUCAGGGCUGUAUCAUCAAACGGCUUCUACGCCUCAAUUUCUCGGCAUCACCGUUUCAUCAAACACCCUCUCCACAAUUAUAUUAUGGAGAUGGUAUACCGGCUCCGGAUUUUGUGCACUUCAUUAUCAUAUUAAAUUGUUCAUCAACAGAAUUAAUAGGRAAAGCGCAGCGAGUCAAUUGCCUUGAAGUCUCCGGUUACCAAGUUUAUGCCGUUCAUGUUUCCGAUGAUCAGUGGCUGCAGGGCUAUAUGCCACCGCCGUCUUGCCGCAAAGUGAGGACCAUCUCAGUCCCAUUUUCCGAUCAUUUCCUAUCUCAUAUUAAUGACCCAGAUUUAAGCAUCUUCUUCAGCUGGAAAUCACCAAAUUGUUCAUAUUGCGAGGAAAAGGGCAAGAGAUGUACUUGGAAGAACCACACCAGUGGAUCCCGUAUUCAGUGUCUUGACAUUCCCACUAAAGGUGUAAGCAUUGGGCAAGUCGUGACAGUAACCAGGAUGUGCGAAAUGAUAAGCAAAGAGCACCAGAUUACUAUCAUUUGUGCAUCUCCAACAUGA
Molecule: messenger RNA, 996 nt
Organism: Nelumbo nucifera (sacred lotus)
Lineage: Eukaryota; Viridiplantae; Streptophyta; Magnoliopsida; Proteales; Nelumbonaceae
Source: RefSeq, a predicted model, not a curated record